AGAUGAGGACUCGCUUGAGCUUCACAUGGUGCGGCUGGAACUGGAGGAUGUGGAGAAGCAGAUCCGCGGCCUACUCGACAAGCAGGCCCAGCUGCUGGAGCGACAAACUGCGCUGGAAACAUCUUGUGCCUCUGCUCACAUAUCCAAGGUAAGCACACAGCGUGGUAUUUCCACUCCCAGCCCCUCUACGCCGUGUGUUUCUCUGUGCAGGGACCGUGCACCUAGGACUUUCCCAGCCGUGGUCUCCGUAACGCCAGCGCCAACACACCUCGGGCCUUGGGUAAACCAGCGGCGAAAGGCGCGGGCUGGACCUUCUCCACCUCCAGUGUUCGAGAUUCCAACCAGGAACCGCUUCGCCCCUCUCCGCCAGACCAGACCCAACACUGUGAUCAUCGGGGACUCCAUUGUGCGGAACGUCCGUGUAGCCUCAUCUAAAGGUAAGGUGCGCACACACUGUUUUUCUGGUGCUUGUGUCCUUGAUGUCGCUGCGCAGGUAUCCGGGAUCCUGAAGAAAGACGAGCGCAUUGGAGCGGUUGUGCUGCACGCGGGGACGAACGACACCAGGCUGCGGCAGACGGAGGUGCUGAAGAGGGACUUCUCCAGCCUGAUCGAGACGGUACGAGGCAGAUCACCUACCGCGAAGAUCAUCGUCUCUGGACCUCUUCCCACAUACAGACGUGGAGCAGAAAAGUUCAGUAGACUUCUAGCAUUAAAUGAUUGGUUAGUCUCUUGGUGUAAUGAGCAGAAUCUGGUGUUUGUCAAUAACUGGAAUCUGUUCUGGGAGCGUCCUAGGUUGUUUCGUCCUGAUGGCCUGCACCCCAGCAGCCUUGGAGCGGAACUGCUUUCAGACAACAUUUCCAAGGCGCUACACUCCAAGUGACUGCCUAUCAUUCUGUUCUACUUUCUCCCUCUCUCCUUUCGCCGAGCCCCACACGAAUUUAUGGAGAUACUAGAGAUCCAGAUCCUUUCUGCCUCUGGAUGGAGCUCAAAUCUUCUUUAAUUCCAGACUGCUGGGACUACGGCUGCUCUUAACACCAUACAGACUUCAUAUAAAUCCAUAAUGAACUUUUUCACAAUAUCUGUUGUUACCCAGAUGAGGAUGGGUUCCCUUCUGAGUCGGGUUCCUCUCAAGGUUUCUUCCUCUUAAAACAUCUUAGGGAGUUUUUCCUUGCCACCGUCGCCACUCAGUGGCUUGCUCAGUUGGGAUAAAUUCACACCUUUAAUAUCUGUAUACCGUGUUGAUAUUUCUGUAAAGCUGCUUUGAGACAAUGUCUAUUGUAAAAAGCGCUAUACAAAUAAAAUUGAAUUGAAUUGAAUUGAAUUGAA
Ictalurus punctatus (channel catfish) is the source of this 1326-nucleotide messenger RNA. RefSeq lists its product as uncharacterized. Lineage: Eukaryota; Metazoa; Chordata; Actinopteri; Siluriformes; Ictaluridae. Bases 26 to 880 code for a protein of 284 amino acids. The transcript is spliced from 2 exons. The record is from RefSeq and is a predicted model, not a curated record.